AUGUCCAACUUGCUCCCUGGACUUCAUAUGAGCAGAAAAAUACCGGGCAAUGCACCGAUAGAAACAGUCCAUUUUCGAUUCGGCACUCGUCACAUCACAGCCAUCGGCCAGGCCGCCGACAACUACCAUCCAAAUGUCCGCCGCCUAAGAAUCCAACCAUCAUUGCUCGACCGAGUUGUCAAAGCCAUUCUCUACCUGUUCCCCAAAUUCGCGCAAGCCUACAUGCGAAGAUGGUACCCCGAAUGGUAUCUGCCUCCGGCCAUCGUCCUCAAGUCCCAGAAACCAGACUGGGAAGAAGAGUUUGACAACGAGCUGGCAUCGUACCGAAGCCUACAAUCACUUCAAGGAACCGUCAUUCCGCGCCACUUCGGGGUCGUCCAGUUCGAAGGGGUGCGAAGCCACCUCAUGGCAGACGUUGGAGGCGUGUGCAUCCCAUACACGAUUGAGACGGCCGAAGAAGCAUACACCAUUGUUCGCAAGCUGAUACACGAGUCGCUCUCUGCGCUUGCCUCGAGGGGCUUUGUGCAAGACGAUGUGAAGCUCGACAACUUCCACGUUGUGGGAAGCAGAGUUGUCGUGGUGGAUUUGGAGCGUGUGGAGAGGACCAGAAACCCGGAUGAGCUGGCCAAGUUUGUUGAUUCCAGCGUGCAGCUUCUGAUGAAGCAAUACCGAAACUACCUGGAGAAUUUGAGAGUUAGAUACCCUUGA
Molecule: messenger RNA, 708 nt
Organism: Trichoderma atroviride IMI 206040
Lineage: Eukaryota; Fungi; Ascomycota; Sordariomycetes; Hypocreales; Hypocreaceae
Source: RefSeq, a predicted model, not a curated record